AUGGCUUUUCGAUUUGAUACGACACUCUUCGACACAAUUCAUCAGUGGAAUUCCACGGUGCUUCAUGUGAAAAACCCAUCUGAAGGACAAAAAGAUCCAAUUUUGAGGUCGGAAUCUUUAAGACUAACAGUGAUAGAUUCUUGUUGGAUGACAAAGAAUCCACCACUUGUGGCUGCUGUGUUUGUCCCACUUGGGUAUGAAAAUGACUGGGCAUUUUGUACACCAGCCGGAUUUGCAAAGCUCAUGACAAAGUUUUAUGGAAUUUCCCGACUUAUUUUAGUCGCAAACUUAACUGAGGGUAACCCAAAACACUAUCGUUUUGAUGAGGUAAGUGAGGGACUGGAGGGUGCAGCCGACAAAAUACGCGCUACUCUAACCGAAUUCAUUCCUGUUACUUUAAGGAAUGCCGAGUACAAAAUUCCGUUUCUGAAACACAAUGAUAGCUUGGUUUUUAGAUCUAACAUUUCAAACUUGAUUGAGCCAGCAAGUGCUUUGGGUGACUUUAGUAUUCAUGAAGAAGUGACUAAAAUUAAUGGGGAAUUUGAGGCUAGAAAAGUCCUGAGAUUUAAGAAUACCGACAAUUGGAUACACCGUGCAGCCAAAAUUAAAGCAUUGAUACGCAAGAGCAGAAAAGGUGUUGACUUGCAUGACAAAAUCAACUAUGGAAAGUUGAAUUUUAAGGUUGACAAUGUAAAUUUGGUACCAUUAUGUGAGGCCAUGUUAAAUGGGCUGAGACCCAUUUCUAUUCUUUUGGAGAAAAAAGAAAGAAGAUGUCUUUGUUUAGGAGGUAAUGGAGCUGUGCUAACAAGUUUCUUAGCAAAUCAACUGAAAUUUGUAGUAGUUUUGGUUGAAAUUAACAUUGGGCUUUUUGAGGCUCUACAAGUUGACUUUAAUGUGAAAAACAUCUAUUGUUUUAAUCUGAACUGGAGAAACAUCAUCAAACAAGGUGUCGCCGAACCAAGCCCAUCAUCGGUUGCAGGGAAACAUCUUGCUAUUUUCCGUAAAGAGUUUAGCCUUUUUUAUGUGAUCAUGGUAGAUCUGAAUGAAGCUGAUUCUUUUUCCCUAACUGGUCAGUGUGCACCUCCGAGAGAACUAAUUCAAGUGAAUAUGCUUGAGAAGAUCAAAGUAAUGAUUGAAGAUAACGGGGUUGUUGUGUUUCAUGUUAAUCCUCCGGACUACCAGUUUUAUGCCGAUUUUCUCACAAAUUUGAUAGAUGUGUUUGGAAAGGUUAGAAAAAUUAUGCUGACUGAAAACAACCUUGUUGUCAUUGCCAUCAAAUCAAGACGAAACGUUUCUUCGAUUCCAGCUCCUUCAAAAGCUCCUGCAACAGCUCCUUCAACCGAGAGAAAAGUAUUUUUGAUUCGCUGA
Molecule: messenger RNA, 1368 nt
Organism: Helianthus annuus (common sunflower)
Lineage: Eukaryota; Viridiplantae; Streptophyta; Magnoliopsida; Asterales; Asteraceae
Exons: 1
Coding region: 1-1368 (455 amino acids)
Source: RefSeq, a predicted model, not a curated record